Messenger RNA from Schizosaccharomyces cryophilus OY26, 789 nucleotides. RefSeq names its product 60S ribosomal protein L13. Gene Ontology annotation, cellular component: ribosome; cytosolic large ribosomal subunit. Lineage: Eukaryota; Fungi; Ascomycota; Schizosaccharomycetes; Schizosaccharomycetales; Schizosaccharomycetaceae. The transcript has a single exon. Gene Ontology annotation, biological process: translation. Bases 93 to 719 code for a protein of 208 amino acids. The record is from RefSeq and is a predicted model, not a curated record. Gene Ontology annotation, molecular function: structural constituent of ribosome; RNA binding.
UGAAAAAAGCAGUCACACGUUUGACCCACAACGAAAAAAGCAUCCACCACAGGGGUGGAACUUAUCCUCUACACCAACACACCUGAACCACCAUGGCAAUCCACGUUAAAGGACAGUUGCCCAACGCUCACUUCCACAAGGAUUGGCAACGUUAUGUUAAGACCUGGUUUGACCAACCUGGUCGUAAAUUGCGUCGCCGUCAAGCUCGCCAAACCAAGGCUGCUAAGGUUGCUCCUCGUCCCGUUGAGGCUGUUCGUCCUGCCGUUAAGCCACCUACUAUUCGUUACAACAUGAAGAUCCGUGCUGGCCGUGGUUUCACUCUUGAAGAACUCAAGGCCGCUGGUGUUUCUCGUCGUGUCGCUCCUACCAUCGGUAUUCCCGUCGACCACCGUCGUCGCAACCGUUCUGAGGAGUCCUUACAACGCAACGUCGAGCGUCUCAAGGCUUACCUUGCCCACUUGAUUGUCUUCCCUCGCAAGGCUGGUCAACCCAAGAAGGGUGAUGCUACCGAUGUUUCCGGUGCCAAGCAAGCUGAUGCUAGCGCUCUCUUCCCCAUCACUCAAGAAGCUGCUGAGGAAGCCAAGCCCAUUACUGAAGAGGCUAAGAAGUUCCAAGCUUUCAACACUCUUACCAACGAGCGUGCUCAUGCUCGCCACCUCGGUGCUCGCAUUGCCUUCGCCAAGAAGCGUGCUGAAGAAGCUGAGGCUAAGAAGAAGUAAAAUGUUUGUAGUAAUUGGAUCAGUUUGACUUGGAAUAUAGGAAUGCAUGGAUCUUGUAAUUUCUCAAAAA